UGGAUGUUUCAGACGGUCGGUCGUCCCUUGACAUGAGGAUACUACUAGUACUAUCAGAGCUCUGAACGGCCACGCUGUGGUUUUCAUCACUCUCCGACGAAUGUUGCUUGCUUGUUUAUUUGAUUCGGAGUGUUUGUUGCUGACAUUGUCUCCAAGAGAUUUCAACGCAACGUGUCUGCAACCUGAACCCUCGUGCCGCUUGAAGGACUUGGAAGUGGGUGCUCGUUAUGCGGUUUCCUUGCGGAAGAUUGGUGCGGCUCAGUCAAUACGGGUUGGCCGUGGCCUUUCUGGGUCUGGUGUGCCUGGCUAGCAGUUUGAUAUGUGUGUUUUAUUUUGAGCAAGUGGAGGAUAUGGUGCAAACUGCGCUUGAGCGGCAGACAAUCUUUAUGAAUGACUCAGUGUUCUUGGAGGCAUGGCAGAAUCCGCCUCUGACCCCUAUUACGAAGGUGUACGUGUUCAAUGUGACUAAUCAGGAGGAUGUGCUGGCAGGAAAUGCCAGUCGAUUCCAAAUCGAAGAGAUUGGACCAUUCGUUUACUCGGCUCGUACCAUCAAACGAGUCGUGGAUUGGGGCCAGGAUGGAAAAACCUUGACAUUCCAAUCGAAAACGACUUAUCAAUAUCUGCCAAAAGAGUCUGCCUUUCCCGAUGAUAGGACCACGUUUGUUGUGGUACCUAAUGUAUUACUCAUGACAGGGAUGCUAAAAACCGAGGUGAGGCCCAUGUCCAGUUUCAUCAAACGCAAUAUCAUUUGGCCCAUCUUGACCUCAACCGGAUACAAGACUCCAUUCCUACACUUGUCCGUGGCAGAUUUUGUUUGGGGCUACGAAGAUGAGUUGGGUUGCUUGGAUUCUGACCCAAGUACUGAAAAUGAAGACCUGGAGGAGGAUCUGUUUGGAGAUGACUUUGUUCGGGAGCCUGCCAAGCCAAAGAUGUCCGAAAGGAGCUACCGGAGACCUGAUGGAAGAUGCAUGUUUGGCACGUUAGUGGGACGAAAUGACACGUGGGAGAGUCCAAUCAUGAUCCAAACGGGCCUAGGUGACAUCCGUUCGAAGGGUCAGCUUUUGAAAAGUAAGGGCAAAUCCAGCUUUGGUGCCUGGACUCCCAACUCGCCUUGCGACAGCCUGAUUGGCACGCAAGAACCCUCAGCCCUUCCACCUCAAUUGCCGGACACAUUCAACCUCUUCCUGGGGAUUAUGUGUCGUGCCAUUGGGAUGGAACAUGACGGAAUCAUCCAAUACGGCCAGAUUCAUGCCAAACGAUACGUUCCAGUGAGGAACAGUUUCAAUUUCACUCAAGAUUCGUGCUAUCAUGUAAAAAGUCUGCACCAAUUACCUCCUGGCGCCCUGAGCGCCAGCACUUGCACCGACGGUGCUCCGCUUCUGGUGUCGUUUCCCCAUUACGAAGGUGGCUCUCCUUGGUACUUGGAUCAAGUAGAUGGGUUGACCCCUUCUGAGACCGAGCUCCAUUUGCCCCAGAUUGACGUGGAGCCGACGUUCGGGGCGCCGUUAAGUAUCAAAAUCCGAUUCCAAGUCAGCUUGCUCUUGGAGCGCGAUUCAGACUUCCCGCCUUUAACCAACUUGACCUCACAACAAACGCUUCUUCCAGUAUUUUGGGUCGAGGAAGGUUUCGGCUCGCCCCCUGAUAGAGAGCUGACCAUCCUUCAAUUAGGACUCCAUCUGCCAUUUUAUGUAGCCGUGGGCUUGCCACUUAUGGUGACCGUGACGGCCUUACUCUUGUUUGGAUUUGCAGUUUUAUGUUGUACUCACAAGACCAUAUUUGAACCCCCGACCCAUUUUGUAAUGUCGAAGUAUGAAACUGUGCCAUGUGAGGAUUUGACCAACCAUCACCUACAAUCUCUUUCACCAACAAAAUCCUAGUUUUUCAACCCUAUGAAAUGGAGAUCGUUUACUUGUCUUAUAUCAACAGAGCUGUGCCAUUAUCAUUUUACAAAGUGAACAAAUAAAGAAUCUGCUAUUCUGA
Molecule: messenger RNA, 1980 nt
Organism: Tigriopus californicus
Lineage: Eukaryota; Metazoa; Arthropoda; Copepoda; Harpacticoida; Harpacticidae
Product: protein peste-like
Exons: 2
Coding region: 228-1877 (549 amino acids)
Cellular component (GO): cytoplasm; membrane
Molecular function (GO): scavenger receptor activity
Source: RefSeq, a predicted model, not a curated record